Molecule: messenger RNA, 2320 nt
Organism: Malaclemys terrapin pileata
Lineage: Eukaryota; Metazoa; Chordata; Testudines; Emydidae
Product: pentraxin fusion protein-like
Exons: 12
Coding region: 50-2218 (722 amino acids)
Source: RefSeq, a predicted model, not a curated record
UUUUCAGACAAAUACAGGACAAAUACAGUGAAAAGGUCACUAUCCAACCAUGUUACACAUCCUCUCCCUGCUGCUUAUCCUAGCCCUGAAGGGACUGUCUACAGAUGAAGUCCCUGAAGUGGUACUUGAAGGUGUAGCAUCCCAGUCCAGCAUCUAUGACAAAUAUGGAAACCCUGGCAAUGCCAUUGAUGGGUCCCCGUCCAGUGAUUACCUGAGAGGAAAAUGUAGUCACACGGACUUAGAUAUUAAUCCAUGGUGGACACUGGAUUUGAGAGCGAGGGUUCAAGUGUUCAGAGUAAAGAUCACCAAUCGAGGAGACUGUUGUGAAGAGCGGCUAAACGGGGCUGAAAUCCGAAUUGGGAGCUCGCCGGAGAGAGGCGGCAGAACGAAUCCCAGAUGUGCCCAUAUUGACUCCAUGGGCCGUGGGGAAACACACUCAUUUGACUGUGAAGGAAUGCAAGGGCAGUAUGUGACUGUGACCAUCCCAGGCACAGAAAAAUACCUCACGUUGUGUGAAGUCCAAGUGUUUGGUCUACCAGUAAAUUCUUCUGACCUCAUGCUCAAUGAAACUCUGGGUCCAAGGAUCCCCAAUGGAGAUCGUUUUGAAACUGACAUAUGGAUCACCCUGAAUAACUCCAGAGCAGCUCCUAAUGUAGCCCUGGGGAAAACAGCCUCCCAGUCCAGCGCCGGAGAGAUUGAGGACAAUCCUAUGAGGGCCAUUGAUGGAUCUUUAUUGAACCGUUCCCCGACCCAACAGUGCUCACAAACACGCAGAGAUUUCCAGCCAUGGUGGACAGUGGAUUUGAACGCAACAUUCAUUGUGUCCUCAGUGGUGAUCACAAAUCGAGGCGACUGUUGCAAAGAGAGGAUCAAUGGUGCAGAGAUUCGGAUUGGGAACUCACCAGAGCUUGGUGGGACACUGAAUCCCAGAUGUGCUACAGUUGAGUCCAUGGAGCUUGGGCAAACACUCUCAUUUGACUGUCAUGGAAUGCAAGGGCGUUAUGUGACUGUGACCAUCCCAAGGCGAGCUGAGUACCUGACUCUGUGUGAAGUGCAAGUGUUUGGUCUGCCAUUGAUUUUCCCUGGUGAAACACUCCGAGCACAAAAGACAACAACAGGAGUCCCAAAUGUAGCACCACAUGGUAUUGCCUCCCAGUCCAGCAUAUAUAUGUACUCCUAUACGGCUCAGAAUGCUAACGAUGGCUCUUUAUCUGCCGAUGUUUUGAUGGGACAGUGUACCCACACACGUAAAGAGUGGUCACCCUGGUGGAGGCUGGAUUUGAAAUCAGAGCAUAAAAUCUUCUCUGUUGCACUAACAAACCGAGGAGACUGUUGCAAGAGUCGGAUAAACAGUGCUGAGAUCCGGAUUGGGAACUCUAAUGAACGAGGUGGAAUAAAGAAUCCAAGAUGUGGGACAGUUUUCCGCAUGGAUUAUGAGGAAACCCUCUCAUUUGACUGUGAAGGAAUGCAAGGGCGGUAUGUGACAGUGACCAUUCCCGGGCGAGCUGAAUACCUCAGUCUGUGUGAAGUGCAGGUCUUUGGUCUGCCUGUGAGUCCUUUAACUUCCACCACAGACUUCCCUUUGCCCUCAAAGGGGAGAAAAGGCUCACGUCUCCUUGGCAAAGCCUUUAUUUUCCCAGAAGAAACAGACACUAGCUAUGUUGUCCUGUCUCCAGCACAGCCCUUGAGUCUUGGCGCAUUCACACUUUGCAUGAAAGUGGCCUCAGAGUUACCGCCCAAUCGGGAAAUCAUUCUUUUCUCCUACCGCACCACGUACUAUGACGAACUCAAUGUGUGGCAAGAGUUUAAUGGCACCUUUAGUUUGUACCUGAGUGGUCCUGGAGUGCACUUCACCCUCCCCAAACUCAACACCUUUGGGAGUCACAUGUGUGUGACCUGGGAAUCCAAAUCUGGUCUCACAGCCUUUUGGGUAAAUGGUGAAAGGAGCUUAAGAAAAGUGCUGAGACCAGGGCAUAGGAUCCAACCACAGGGCAUUGUCAUGUUGGGGCAAGAUCCAGACACAUUCUGGGGCAGCUUUGAGAAGGCCCAAAGCUUUGUGGGAGAAAUAAGUGACCUUUAUAUGUGGGACCAUGUCUUAUCACCCUCCAUUAUCCAGAAUGUUUACCUGGACCACUCAUUUCCCAAGGGAAAUAUUUUUGAUUGGAAAUCAUUAUCAUAUAAGUGUACGGGAAAUGUGAUUGUGCCAUCCAAACUGUAACUGGAGUGUAAUGUGAAUGAAAGGGCUUCUGACAUUCUUUGUUUCAUUUCUCCUACGUGUGCACAAGAAAUAAAACAGAACAAGGAAUAGAGUGGAAAACUC